Polyodon spathula (Mississippi paddlefish) is the source of this 3181-nucleotide messenger RNA. Its product is annotated as probable E3 ubiquitin-protein ligase MID2. The coding region runs from base 519 to 2588 and encodes 689 amino acids. The record is from RefSeq and is a predicted model, not a curated record. The transcript is spliced from 10 exons. Gene Ontology annotation, molecular function: zinc ion binding; protein binding. Lineage: Eukaryota; Metazoa; Chordata; Actinopteri; Acipenseriformes; Polyodontidae.
GAAAAGGCAAUCCACGAAGGAAAAAAUAAAAAAGGCAAGCGAGGAUGUCUCGUAUCCCGUAAACCAGCUCAAGUGAAGCUGCGGUCUAAUUGAUCACAGCUGCGAGGGAGAUGAGCCAUUCCGCUGGCUUAGUCACGUGCCCUCAGGGGGCGUGUCGUGCUCUGGGAGUCAGGUCACCGUGGGAUCCCGGGAGCGCUGUUUGCGAGCUAGGGUACGGACAGUUCACCAGUCCAAGUACUGCAAAUUGCAACAAAAAACAAAGAGCGGGAUCAAUAUAGUUUGUUUAGAGAAUCUACAUGUUUGUGACAGAGGAGGUAUAUGGUUCUGGGUGGGAUUCUGACUCAUCUUGUUGAGAACAGCGUUCGGGAAGGUGUUUCAGCAAACUUGGACUAAUAAUUAGGCUACCGGUGCAUGCUUCGUGAUACUGGGACGAGUUUGGAGGAAUACUACCGAGACAAAGAAGUGACUGACCAGCUUCUGUGGGAUUUGAUGCCGGCUCUAGGUUGUUUCAACUGAAAAUGGAAACACUGGAGUCGGAGCUGACCUGCCCAAUCUGCCUGGAGUUGUUUGAAGACCCGCUACUUCUACCCUGCGCCCACAGCCUGUGCUUUAACUGUGCCCACCGCAUCCUUGUCUCCCACUGCUCCACCAACAAGCCCAUCGAGUCUAUCUCUGCCUUCCAGUGCCCCACUUGCCGCUACGUCAUCUCCCUCAAUCACCGCGGCCUGGAGGGGCUGAAGCGCAAUGUGACUUUGCAGAACAUUAUCGACCGCUUCCAGAAAGCUUCUCUGAGUGGACCGAACUCCCCAAGCGAGAGCCGGCGCGAACGCCCCUUCAACAGCCGAGGCUCCCCAGCCACCGCCAUGUCGCUCGAACGCGUCCGCUGCCAGUUCUGCGAGCAGGACCCGCCACGAGAGGCGGUCAAGACUUGUGUCACCUGCGAGGUGUCCUACUGUGACCGUUGCCUGCGAACCACCCACCCUAAUAAGAAACCCUUCACCAGCCACCGGCUGGUCGAGCCCGUACCGGAUGCCCACUUCCGGGGCCUCGCAUGCAUGGAGCAUGAGAACGAGAAAGUGAACAUGUACUGCAUCGUUGACGAUCAGCUGAUCUGUGCCUUGUGCAAGUUAGUGGGCCGCCACCGGGAGCACCAGGUCUCCUCGCUGAGUGAACGGUUCGAUAAACUGAAGCAAGCUCUGGACAGCAACCUGACAAACCUGGUUAAGAGGAACAGUGAAUUAGAAAACCAGAUGGGGAAGCUGAUUCAGAUCUGCCAGCAGGUGGAGGUGAACACAGCCAUGCAUGAAACCAAGCUGAUGGAAGAAUGUGACGAACUAGUGGAAAUCAUCCAGCAAAGGAAGCAGGUCAUCGCAGUCAAAAUCAAGGAGUCAAAGGUAAUGAAGCUUCGUAAGCUGGCCCAACAGAUCGCCAACUGCCGGCAGUGUCUGGAGCGCUCAAGUGCACUCAUCACCCAGGCUGAACACAGCCUGAAGGAGAGCGAUCAUGCACGUUUCCUACAGACUGCCAAGAACGUUGCCGAGAGGGUUGCCAUGGCAACAGCAUCUUCACAGGUUUUGAUUCCGGAUAUCAAUCUAAAUGGGGCCUUUGACAACUUUGCUCUAGACUUUUCCAGAGAGAAGAAACUUCUAGAAGGGCUGGAUUAUUUAACAGCACCCAACCCUCCAGCCAUUCGGGAUGAGCUGUGUACUGCUUCUCACGACACUGUCACUGUCCACUGGGCCUCAGAAGACGAGUUCAGCGUUGGCUCCUACGAGCUGCAAUACACCAUAUACACCGGCCAGGCCAACUUUGUCAGUUUGUACAACUCUGUGGACAGCUGGAUGAUCGUCCCCAACAUCAAACAGAACCACUACACAGUGCACGGGCUCCAGAGCGGCACUCGCUAUGUCUUCUUUGUCAAGGCUAUAAACCAGGCUGGCAGCCGGAACAGCGAUCCAGCCAAGCUCAAGACGAACAGCCAGCCAUUUAAACUGGACCCCAAAACAGCCCAUAAGAAGCUGCGCCUGUCUAAUGACUGCCUGACGAUGGAGAAGGAUGAGAGCUCACUGAAGAAGAGCCACACUCCUGAAAGGUUCAGCAGUGCAGGGGCCUAUGGAGCAGCUGGCAAUGUCUUUAUUGACAGCGGCUGUCAUUACUGGGAAGUCCUUUUGGGUGCCUGCACCUGGUAUGCGAUAGGUGUUGCUUAUAAAUCAGCACCAAAGAACGAGUGGAGCGGAAAAAACUCAUCGUCGUGGGUGUUCUCGCGCUGCAGCAACAACUUUAUCGUUAGACACAACAGCAAGGAGAUGCUGGUAGAUGCCAGCCUGCAGCUGAGAAGACUGGGUGUCCUCCUGGACUAUGACAACAACGCCCUCUCCUUCUACGAUGCCAUGAACUCGCAACACCUUCACACCUUUGACAUCUCCUUCAUCCUCCCUGUGGUUCCCACCUUCAUGAUCUGGAACAAAUCCAUGAUGAUACUGGCAGGACUGCCUGUCCCUGACUUUGUAGACUGCACAGAGCAGCAGGAAUGCAUUUGCAGGCCUCAGGAAUCGCCUUACCUAUCAAAGAUGAAAUCAUGUCAAUAGGCUGGAGAAAGUACAGCAGACAGUUGUUGUUUUUUUGUUGUUUCUUGUUUUUGUUAAAAUAUUAUUAUGAGAACAAUAUGCUGUAUACAGUUAAAUGUCGCAGCGGUUGACUUUAGUGUGACUACUACUCUUGUAUAAAAAAAAAAAAAAAAUGUUAAAUAUUAUUUAUGAAUAAUAAGUUGGAUUGCUUCGUCAAGUUUAUUGUAUCCAUAUUGCACUUUAGAGAGUUAUUUUAUUUUCUGUGUAAACAUAAAUGGGGGAGUGUUUCUUUUUAAAUUAUAUUUUGGUAGAAUGUAGACGCUUUGCCGCUUUCAGAAAGGGUCUGUAGCUUGGGAAAGUGUGGCUGCAUUUUUAGAAAAGUGGGAUAAUCAUCUUUCAAGAGAAAACCGAGAACACGCACAACUUUACACUCUGAUGUAGAGGGAGUUGGAGAACUCCAAAAUAGUUUUUUUGUGUUGUGUUAAUUUUUUUUAUGUUUUUUAAUGACACAUGCUUCUGUCCAUAUUAAUAUGUAAAUGAAAUGGAAACAACAAUAACACUAUGUAACACAAUUUUUGUUCCUGGGUAGUAAGUGUUAUUUCCUAAUUGCUUAU